AUCAAGCGGAGGCAUCGUUAUCCUGCCUUCAACCUUUAUGCCUUUCCAGCUAGACGUCCUUAAAAUGUACUUAUGCUUAUCGACACAUGAAUGCCCUUCUGGCACUAUUCCUGUUGGAGGAAGCUCAUAAGACAGAUAUGCCUUCUAAUGAGUGGGAGUUCGAUAAUCCGUUUAAGGAUAUGAUAUGGGACUAUGAAUGUUUCAACUGCCUACGUACGAACUGGCCUCAAGAUAUUCUCGAUGUCAUGUUCGAGGAACACGAACUAGUCGAGUCUUCGUUCAAUAUUCCCUUCCUUGGAUCGCCACUAUUCAGCAAGGAUAGAGGUUCCUCAUGUCCGAAUUUCUUCGGUCGCCGUCGUGCACAAUCCAUGAGUGGCAAGCCUUCGUUCAAGAGGGUGAAAGGUCCAGCCGACCUGCAUUGCAUCUGCACCGACCACAGUUAUGUUAUCGUGCGGACUUCCCCCGCUAGGAAACUUGCAUCCCAAUAUCUGGUGCCCCGCUGUUUUAUAUUUCUCUUCCUUUUCCCCGCCCGUAUUAUUUUACUGAGACAACCACACAAUCUCUUUACUAUAUUCUAUAUUUCCUCUUCGCUACCAUCUAGACCAACACGUUCCUUCCCCCCUGCUCAUUCACUCUUAUAUUUAUUACCUGCUUGACGACACUACACGACACUCGUCCAUGUUUCUUCAUUUCCGCUUCAUAGAAGCUAUAAACAUAUACCUCAUGU
This is a messenger RNA of Somion occarium, 727 nucleotides long. Lineage: Eukaryota; Fungi; Basidiomycota; Agaricomycetes; Polyporales; Cerrenaceae. The record is from the annotation of a GenBank genome assembly.